GAGAAGGGGGUGGGGCCGCGGGACCAGCGGGGCCCGAGCAGCGGCUGCGGAGCCCUAGCCGGAGCUGGGCGAGGGCGGCUGCGGUCCUGGCGGCGGCAGCGGCGGCGCCGGGAGAAGAUGGUGGCGCUGGAGGUAGGAGCGGCUGGAGCGCAGCUUUAUUCCCAGGCUUGGCACCAACGCUGUCAUUAGCGCCGCCUGCUCCUGCGGGCCCGCGAGCCCAGCUGUCAGGCAAGAAAGGAGCAAGAGCCAGGAAGACUCAGGACCGUGGGGAAGGUUCCCGAGACGGGGAAGCUCCGUGGCUGGUGGCUGGAAAGGAAGACGUGGGGAAUUGUCACCAGUGGGGUUUCUUGGAGGAUCACGGUGUGAUGGGCGAUGUCAUCUCUCACCUCAAGUCUUCACUAUGAAAUCCCGGGUGGAGCAAAAUGAGAGCGCAGUGAGCCGGCCAGCCUCUCCCCCAGCUGUCCCCGACACCCACCAUGAACCACUUGGAGGGGGCCGCGGAGGUGGAGGUGAGCGACGAGGCGCCAGGCGGGGAGGUGAAUGAGUCGGUGGAGGCCGACCUGGAGCGCCCCGAGGUGGAAGAGGAGCAGCAGCCGCCGCCGCAGGACUAUGCGGGCCGCGCCCCGCGCGGGCGCGCCGUCGAGGACCUCCGCGCCCAGCCCGGGCCGCAGGCGGAGGAGGAGCGCGGAGAGUGCCUGGCGCGCUCCGCCAGCACGGAGAGCGGCUUCCACAACCACACGGACACGGCCGAGGGCGACGUGAUCGCCGCGGCCCGCGACGGCUACGACGCGGAGCGCGCGCAGGACCCCGAGGACGAGGGCGCCUACGCCGUGCAGUACCGGCCCGAGGCCGAGGAGUACACGGAGCAGGCGGAGGCCGAGCACGCCGAGGCGGCGCACCGCCGCGCGCUGCCCAACCACCUGCACUUCCACUCGCUGGAGCACGAGGAGGCGAUGAACGCGGCCUACUCGGGCUACGUGUACACGCACCGGCUCUUCCACCGCGGCGACGACGAGCCCUACGCCGAGCCCUACGCCGACUACGGGGGCCUCCAGGAGCACGUGUACGAGGAGAUCGGGGACGCGCCCGAGCUGGAGGCGCGCGACGGCCUGCGGCUGUACGGGCCGGAGCGCGACGAGGCGGCCGCCUACCGCCAGGAGGCCCUGGGCGCGCGGCUGCACCACUACGACGAGCGCUCCGACGGCGAGUCCGACAGCCCCGAAAAGGAGGCCGAGUUCGCGCCCUACCCGCGCAUGGACAGCUACGAGCAGGAGGAGGACAUCGACCAGAUCGUGGCCGAGGUCAAGCAGAGCAUGAGCUCGCAGAGCCUCGACAAGGCGGCUGAGGACAUGCCCGAGGCCGAGCAGGACCUGGAGCGCCCCUCCACGCCAGGCGGGCUCCGCCCCAGCAGCCCCGGGCUGCAGGCGCCGGCGGGGCAGCCGCGGGCGGCGGGCACCGCGGGCGGCGGCGAGGCGGUGCAGCGCUACAGCAAGGAGAAGAGGGAUGCCAUCUCGCUGGCCAUCAAGGACAUCAAGGAGGCCAUCGAGGAGGUGAAAACCAGGACCAUCCGUUCGCCUUACACCCCCGACGAGCCGAAAGAGCCCAUCUGGGUCAUGCGGCAGGACAUUAGCCCCACCAGGGAUUGUGAUGACCAGAGGCCGGGGGAUGGAGAUUCUCCAUCUCCCGGCAGCUCCUCGCCCCUGGGUGCAGAGUCUUCGAGUACACCCCUUCCUCCUAGUGACCCCGCGGAAGCAUCCACGAACAAAGAGUCAAGAAAAAGCUUGGCUUCAUUCCCAACCUACGUUGAAGUUCCCGGACCUUGUGACCCUGAAGACUUAAUUGAUGGAAUCAUUUUUGCUGCCAAUUACCUUGGCUCCACCCAACUGCUCUCAGACAAAACUCCCUCCAAAAACGUGCGCAUGAUGCAGGCCCAGGAAGCUGUGAGCAGGAUCAAGAUGGCCCAGAAAUUAGCCAAAAGCAGGAAGAAGGCUCCUGAAGGCGAAACUCAGCCAAUGACAGAGGUGGAUCUCUUCAUUUCUACCCAGAGAAUCAAAGUAUUGAAUGCUGACACACAGGAGACAAUGAUGGACCACCCUCUGAGAACCAUUUCCUACAUCGCAGACAUUGGGAACAUCGUCGUGCUGAUGGCCCGCAGGAGGAUGCCUCGCUCAAACUCCCAGGAGAACGUGGAAGCCUCCCAUCCAUCCCAGGACGGGAAAAGGCAGUACAAGAUGAUCUGCCACGUCUUCGAGUCUGAGGACGCCCAGCUGAUCGCACAGUCCAUAGGGCAGGCGUUUAGCGUGGCAUACCAGGAGUUCCUCAGGGCCAAUGGCAUCAACCCCGAAGACCUCAGCCAGAAGGAGUACAGUGACCUGCUCAACACCCAGGACAUGUACAACGACGACCUGAUCCACUUCUCCAAGUCGGAAAACUGCAAAGAUGUCUUCAUAGAGAAGCAGAAGGGAGAAAUCCUAGGUGUGGUGAUCGUGGAAUCCGGCUGGGGGUCCAUCUUGCCAACCGUGAUCAUAGCCAACAUGAUGCAUGGAGGGCCCGCAGAGAAGUCAGGGAGGCUGAAUAUCGGGGACCAGAUCAUGUCCAUCAAUGGCACCAGCCUGGUAGGCCUGCCUCUGUCCACCUGCCAGAGCAUUAUUAAGGGCUUGAAGAAUCAGGCCCGGGUAAAGCUGAAUAUCGUGAGGUGUCCUCCGGUGACCACCGUGUUGAUCAGGAGACCAGACCUUCGCUACCAGCUGGGUUUCAGCGUCCAGAAUGGAAUUAUCUGCAGCCUCAUGCGAGGGGGAAUAGCCGAGAGAGGAGGCGUCCGUGUGGGACACAGGAUCAUUGAAAUCAACGGACAGAGUGUGGUCGCCACCCCACACGAGAAGAUUGUCCACAUCCUCUCCAAUGCUGUGGGGGAGAUACACAUGAAGACCAUGCCGGCUGCCAUGUACAGACUGCUGACAGCCCAGGAGCAGCCCGUUUACAUCUGAGGCCCCGCCCACCGCCUGGCGGCAUGCAUGGAGGACUCUCCUCACUCGUGGUGUGUUUCUCGUGCUGCAUCUGUGUGCCCACUGAGACAUUUCCCUCUCAUGCCCAGCCUUCUGUCUUGCACAGGAAGGAUGAAUCCUCAAAGACCUCUUUGUUCUCUGUCUGUCUCCAGUUUGCAUCUUUAUGUUUAAUACCUGGGGAAUUUUGUAUGUACUCCCUUGAGGAUAGAGAGCAGCCAGUAUCCACCUGGUGUCUUCCCAGGACUCGACUGUCCUGAAGGGCCCUCAGGGGGGCCCGAGGAGGGCUGUCACUGCCCACGGGGGAACCCUCCCUUCUCAAGAGGUGCAGACCUCUUAGAAGGAGCUCCCAGGGGCAGCAAAGAAGCUGUUUUAGCAGUGCCUACAACUCAAUCACUGAUCUCUGCUCCCCUAGAGUCAAUGUGUGGGAACAUGGUAGUAAUGGGGGACCAGCCGUGUCUUUAAGGAUAUGCCCUGCCCGCCCUGUACUUGGGGCACCAUGCAUAAUUUCUGCCCAGAAUCCUGAGCCAGCCUUAUGCUUCUCCUAUAGCUAGUGUUAGUUUCAACAUAAUUGUGUUUUCUAAUAGGAGCCUCCUUACCCAAGGAUACAAGCGGAACUGCUUUGGACAAAGAUUACCAUCACGUUGUCGGCAAUUUCUGGGACAGCUGUAACUUCCCCAGCUUGUCCUGAGGUCACAAAUCGUUAGAUAAACAUGGGCAGGUGCUUUCUAUGUUCCUCUAUAUCACACACCCUUAUGUACACAUAGACUCACUUGCAUGUAUAUCGCCCUCUCCUUGUCCCCACCACCCAGGAGGCACACGGAAGCCCUGGAAAACCCACAUCACCUCUCUGCAAGGCCCUUUCCCCUGGCAGGGGAGACCCACAGGGGCUGAUCAGCCCUGUCCCCAGAGAGACGCCCCUUCAGUGGCCGAGGUCUGGCCCUGCCAGCGCCACCUUGGCUCAAAGUGUUCUCCUAGUGGAUUUCCCUCACCCCCUCCCCACCCCGCCACACACACACAUGGAAUCUGGAAAGGCUUUGCUCACCUUGAGGAUGAGGAUGUGGGGGAUGUGGGUACAUCAUGGUAUACUUCCUGGCCCAACGCAGGACUGGCUUUUCUUUCUGCACAGGGCCACUAGGUGGGAUGUGACAUUUGAAAGGCUAGAAGAGUACAUAAACCGCAAAACUAAGGGGACAAUGAUGACCUCAAGGCAUGCCUAAGAAAUCCCCAAAUGUGUUCCAAAAACAUCAUCUUGCUGCCUCCUGGGUCUGAGAGUUUAAUUGGUGUGGAACGUUACGUGUUUUUAUCAGGUGCCUCAUGUUUAUAGGUUUCUGUCUAGUUCAGUGCAGACAUUUCAGUAACAUUAUCCUGAGCCAGUUCUUACUUAUUCUUGGUCCAAAGAGCAUUUUGUUUUCACAUGGAUGUGGUGUAGCUUGGUUUUGUUUUGUUUUGUUUUGUUUCAUUCAUGACCUCAGCGGAGACAGGGAAGAGAAACUAUUUUAUAAUAUUAAUAUAGCCCCUGUUCUCCGCAUCUGGGAUAUUUAUGUUGUGUUUGUGGAAAUAGGAGCGCAGUGAACACAUGUUGCAUAGUAUGUAAUUAUAGGUUGAAUGGAGGGAUUGGAGGGAGGGCGAGAAAAGUUACUAUAAAGAAGAGGUUAGGAACAGGAGACUUAUAUCAGAGAGCUAGCUGGAUGCGGUCAGUUCCCUGGGAUCUCUGUGCCUUUGGAGUUUUCCGUUUAGAGUCAGGAAAAGUUAAGGUUUCCAAGGUGGCAGUGGCUGAUCUCUCAGUUUGUGGUGCAACAAGCCCUGAGGAAGAGGGGCCGUGCUGCCCAAACAUCAUCUCUGGGAAAGGGCCACCUCUUCUCCAGGGGAGCCAGGUGGGCAGUCAGGAACCAUGGCUCCAGGUUCUCCAUUUAUCAAACUAUAGAGUGUCUGAUAACUUAGAGUCAAAAGUUCAUCUUUCCUCUACCAAAAAGAGAGAGUGAAACACAAAUGCAGUGUUAUGGGUGGUGUUUCAGGCAUCAGGAGCCCUGGGGAAUCGUCGGGGGGCUUGUGUCUGUCUGCCCCCAGGUAACCACUCGGGCUGCCGGCCCAAGGACCUGUCCAGAGGCCCGCCCAAGACUGGCCAGGGACGGGAGCUCAGCCAGCGUUCCCUGUGCAGCCUCUCAUAUAAUUACAAUGCAGUGUCUUUGCCCAGGGAAGAGAGGAGAGAGAACACACUUUCUAAUGCUCCUGCACAAAAAUCUUAGUUUUGACAGGUGCCGAAAAAGCCAGUUAGAUAAGCUGUCCUAGAAGACUAAUGUAUUUUAGCCUAAGAGAGAGAUUAUUUAUCUACCACAUACCUUCAUGUUGAUAAAAGUGGCUCCUCCCAUCCAGAUAGCUCGUUUCUGGAGCUCGGUACCACCGGGCUGAUGUGUAUUCUUUCCCUUCUCCCCCAUUGGAUGAAGGACUUUAAUCUCCCUUUGGUUUACCAAGGAAGUGGCAUCUUAAAUGUUAGUAACUCCAUUUUUGAAAGUCUCAUGGGAAAUGGCAGUCAAUACCCCUUGAUAUCCCGCUAUGUAUCAUUAUGUAUGUAAAUAUCUGAAUACCCCCUGUAAUGGGGAAGGCUAUAUACAGAGCAUCCCAAACACGGCCCUGGCAAAAAGCCACUCUGGCCCCUCGGCUGGGACAUGCUGGUGAUUCAGCUUUGGGGACAGAUUCUCAGAUUCAUCUACCCCUCCGGGUCUGGUGCACCACACACAAGGGUGCACCAGAACCCACUCCGCCUCUGCCUUCUCAGAUUCAAACAUGUCAGGGAGCCACCUCCAGCCUCAGGUUCCCGAGAGGAAGAAGCCCUGAGAGAUGGAUGCUUGGAGCCCCUUCCCCUCACCAGAUCAGGCCCAGCGGGGCAUGGGGCCCAUCCUGGGGCUGGACUCCAAGGCCCUACAGACGGCUCUGCUUUGUAAACAUCGCCCAUCCACGCCGGCCUCAGAGGGUCCCAGAGUAACCUACUACCUCCCCCAUUGCUCCUGUCGCCCCCAGACCCCCACCUGCAGGCUGAUGAAACCCAUCCACCAGCCCUUCUUGGGUCCUUCAACCUAGGGGUGUGGCUGUUACCACUGUUUACAACCAAGGGCCCCUCCCCUUAGCUGUGUUUACUCUCCCACUUACACGAGGCUGCUUGUUGGUUUGAGUCUUUGUUUGUCUGCUCCUUUCCUGGUUUGGCCGACUUGACCACACACACACACGCGCACACACACACACACACACACACACACACACACACGCGCACGCCCCUGAAUCUCCAUCCCCCCUCCAUCAAGGCAGCGCGGGAGGACGGUGGGAAGGAAGUUUCUUGUACAUAUUCAGCAGCCCCUAGAGUAUGAACUUGUACUAUUGUUCUGUAAAGAGGGUGAAAUAGAGCUUAUUGUAAAGCGUUUGGGAGACGUAGAGUAUUGUAUUUGUAACAAUAUCGUUCUUUGUAUACACAAAACUCAAUGAUCUCUAUAUAUAAAUAUAAAUAAAUAUAUAAAUAAAGUAUAUAUCCACGUGAGCCUGGAAUGUGGACGCUGCACACCCACCGAAUGUACUUCCUCUGGCAGUCUGGUCACCGGGCGCAGCCCGCCCUCCCCUCCGUAGUGUUUCGGGGAUUGUGAUGUAUUUAACGUUCUCUUUUCUUUAUUUAACUGAACGCUAAUGUCUGUUAAGAGUUGCCGCAACAAUAAACAAGAACUUCACUUCUUG
This is a messenger RNA of Hipposideros armiger (great roundleaf bat), 6725 nucleotides long. It is a transcript of the gene APBA1, whose product is annotated as amyloid beta precursor protein binding family A member 1. Gene Ontology annotation, cellular component: dendritic spine; cytoplasm; plasma membrane. NCBI's taxonomy places the organism in Eukaryota, Metazoa, Chordata, Mammalia, Chiroptera, Hipposideridae. Gene Ontology annotation, biological process: chemical synaptic transmission. The transcript has 14 exons. Gene Ontology annotation, molecular function: amyloid-beta binding; protein binding. The coding region runs from base 477 to 2987 and encodes 836 amino acids. The record is from RefSeq and is a predicted model, not a curated record.